AUAUAAAGGACAGUGAACAGUAGCUGCCAGCAACAGAAUCCCAAGUUGGUCUACAAGUUUAAAUAAGUCUACUCAUCUUAUUUUUUUGUUGCGCAAGAAGAUCCAAUACUCACUCAAGGGACCAUGGUUAUGUUGAAGAUAUCUGCUUUCCUUGUUGCCUAUGCCCUGGUCAUAUGCCAGAUGUACAGCUCAAACGCUGCUCCCGCCAGACCCGGUUUAGAGACAACAGACCACAUCACACUUACCGACUACGAAGCUAGGAGGUUACUGAACGCCAUAGUGAAAGAGUUUGUGCAAAUGACAGUGGAGGAGAUGGAGCAGCAGGCCGUCGAUGGAAAUAGCCUGGAUAGACCCUUGUCCAAGCGCUGCUCCAAUCUGAGUACGUGUGUGCUGGGCAAACUGUCGCAGGAGUUGCACAAAUUGCAAACUUACCCGCGCACCGACGUCGGCGCGGGCACGCCCGGCAAGAAGCGGAGCCUCGCGGAGACCGAUCGCUAUGCAAGCUACGCGGAAUCUUUUGACACCGUCUAAAGCAGCCUAUCCCCACCUUCCCCAUCGUUUCGUUUUUUUUUUCCCUCAGAAAAAUCCUCGAUGCAUGUGGAUCCUGCCUGCUUGACUGACUUCAGAGAAAACCGCGAUUGAAUAUCUCUAUUUUUCUGUUUAGUUUUUUCCUCAUUUUUUCCCUUUUUUGUUUUCGGCAGAGAAUGAUAGCUGGAUCACCAGACACUCCAAAUUAUCAUUUGCACGUAUUUAUGAACAUCAGAAAUGAAGAAUUUGCAUAUACCGAUUCUUUGGUGCAUGGUACGCACCCUCCUUUAAAUAUUGACAACAAAGUAAUAAAAGUAUAUGAUUAAUAACAAUAAUGAUAAUAUUAAUAAUAAUAAUAAUAACAAUAAUAAAUGCUUCUCUCAUGCGUGACCAUGUUUCUUGUUGAAUAAACUUAUUUUUCUACCAGGAA
This is a messenger RNA of Conger conger (European conger), 958 nucleotides long. RefSeq names its product calcitonin/calcitonin-related polypeptide, alpha (gene calca). Bases 124 to 531 code for a protein of 135 amino acids. The record is from RefSeq and is a predicted model, not a curated record. Gene Ontology annotation, molecular function: calcitonin receptor binding; hormone activity. Gene Ontology annotation, cellular component: extracellular region. Lineage: Eukaryota; Metazoa; Chordata; Actinopteri; Anguilliformes; Congridae. The transcript has 4 exons.